UUUUCAAGUCGUUUCAUUUUCCUAUUGUUUACUAUUUACUUCCUCACAUCAUCUCUACCCAACUUCACAAUAUAAUAACCUGCUUUUAUAAUAUACUCAAAUUGGAUUUUCAUUGAAGGGAUUUUAAUUAAUUUAUUAAUCUGUAAAAGAAAAAAGUAGUAAGAAAUCAACUCCUUCUUUUCUAGUAAAACUCGGCUAUAUCCUUUACCGAUUUCAUUGUCUUUAUGAUCUGAAGGCUUUUCAGCAUAAAUUGGUCAUUCUUUUCUCCUAAAUUUGCAAUAUUUGCUGAAAAAGAAUGUUCAAGACAGAGCAGCUUGCUUUAGAAUCUUUCACUGAUGGGAUAUUAAAGGCUUUUAGACAUUGUUUUCGGUUUUUAAAGCACGGACAAAAAAAACAUUUUAUGCUCGGUUUAAAUACUUCUAUCCUAAAAGAAUUCUUAUUAGAUUCUAGGAAUUACCCAGUGGAAAAUGUACAGAAGUUCUGCUCAGUUAAUAUGUCGGAUGAAAUAAACUAUAAAAUUCGACAUGUUCAUAUAGACGUGGAGGCAGAAGACGAGUCGGCAAACUAUAUAAGGAGAUUUUUAGGAAAAGAGGGCCUAAGCUUAUUCGGAGGAUCUCACUGGUGGUUACAUCGUGAUAGCCAGUUGAAAGCAUGGUGGUUUGAAAAAAGACAAUCGAUGCAACACCUGUCCAAGGAUGAGAAAAUCAUCUUUUACGUACAUGGCGGUGCUCACUACUUGAGCACUGUGCGAACGAAUGCUUUUCACAUUCAAAAGCAUGCUGCUGCACUUGGAGCCCGAACAUUUGCUCCUGAAAUACGUUUGGCACCUCAAUUUCCAGCACCCUGUUCUCUACAUGACAGUUUAUCCAGCUAUUUAUUUUUGAUACGAAAGCAUAACCCAAAAAAUAUUGUUUUUAUUGGAGAUUCCUCUGGCGCCAGUCUUAUUAUUUCUCUUUUGGUUCUAAUGCGAGAUUGCGGCAUUCCUCUACCUGCUGGAACUGUUUUGAAUUCCCCCUGGGUUGACUUGACCCACAGCCUUCCUUCGAUAGUUGACCAGAAUACGAAUGAUUACAUACCUGCUGAAGGUUUCCAUCAUCGGGCAAGUAAAUACUGGCCUAUUCCGAAUGUGAGUUCAUUAUUUGAUAGUACGACAGCCUCUAUGAAGAACUUAUCGAAGCAAGAAUUAUCUACAAAGAUUCAUACAAGUAUGCAAGGACAAGUGGAUCAGUUAAAAAAUAUAAUUCCUUCAUUACGAGAACUAAGUAAGGAAAAUGGACGAAUAUCAUACAGAGAUGCACAAGACCGUUUGGAUCCUGAAUUUUUCUAUACAUUCCCAUUUCAGGUUCAGUUUUAUGCUCCUAAUCAUCUAUUAAAGCAUCCCUUGGUCAGCCCUUUAUUUACGGAAAAUUUGGGCGGACUUCCUCCAACGCUGGUGCUGGGAGGUGGUUCGGAAAGACUUCGGGAUGAAAUUAUUUAUAUAGCCCACAGAAUGUCAAAAGAUGUAUAUGAUGGGAAACCGACAAAGGUUCAAUUAGAGCUGUACGAUUCUUGCUGCCAUGUAGUAACCGCUUUACCCUUGAUCACUGAAGCCCGAGUUAUGAUUCAACGUACCGCCAAUUUUUCUUACUGGUGUUUGAAACAGCAUGACACCUCCUACAUGUCUCUUAACAAACAUCUUUCUGGUGAACUUUCUUCUUCUUUAGAUAGGAUGGCUCGUCUUCGAAUUUCACGUGACGGAAAAGAGCGACUAAUGGAGCCAGAAUCUGAAAUCCCAAGCUUGCAAAUUCCAAAGGAUAUGCUUGGUACAAUUCAAAUAGAAGCUUUAUGCAGAUGGAUAGAUGUUGAACUUCAAAUUUUAUCUAAGGAUAGUGCCAAACCCGCGAAGUUUUUUGCUGAUUUCAAGCACGCAGAAGCUCAUGGCUACUUAGAAAAGCCAGCAUUUUAUACUCAAGAAGGUGAGAACCCCCCGUUAUCUGCAGUGAUAGCAAAUUCCAAAAUACAUCCUCAUAAGUUUGGCAAACAAAAGUACUUCAGGAGCUGCUUUUAGAAUUACUUUGUCCUUUUAUGGUUUGUUUUGUUUUUUGAGCAUCCAUUAUGCUGCACGUCCUUUUUACUCAAUUUGCAAAGAUAUUCUGGGGUUGGAAUUUUAGAUAUUUUGGUUAUUCGUUAACACAGUUUUUUUCAUCAUACUUAAUUUACAGAAGAUAGAAAAAUUCUUUUAUGCGUUUCAUACACUUAUUUAUUUAAAAUCAUGCAUUUUUUUAUUAUAUUUUUCUUUUUUUGUUCA
Messenger RNA from Schizosaccharomyces cryophilus OY26, 2287 nucleotides. RefSeq names its product esterase/lipase. Gene Ontology annotation, molecular function: hydrolase activity. The coding region runs from base 296 to 2047 and encodes 583 amino acids. The transcript has a single exon. NCBI's taxonomy places the organism in Eukaryota, Fungi, Ascomycota, Schizosaccharomycetes, Schizosaccharomycetales, Schizosaccharomycetaceae. The record is from RefSeq and is a predicted model, not a curated record.